This is a messenger RNA of Cajanus cajan (pigeon pea), 2074 nucleotides long. It is a transcript of the gene BETA-VPE, whose product is annotated as beta vacuolar processing enzyme. The record is from RefSeq and is a predicted model, not a curated record. Gene Ontology annotation, molecular function: cysteine-type endopeptidase activity. NCBI's taxonomy places the organism in Eukaryota, Viridiplantae, Streptophyta, Magnoliopsida, Fabales, Fabaceae. Gene Ontology annotation, biological process: vacuolar protein processing.
AAUAAGCCAUGCUUUCAUACAAGUGAGUGGUUUCCUGAAAAGGAGAGAGAGACAAAAAUAAGCUCCAACACAGAAGAAAAAGAAAAAGAAAAAAAAAUAACAAGUCUCGUCGCGGAGGCAGUCCUAGACACGCACACGGAACCGUUUUUAACGUGUCACGCUCUAAAUUUGCAUGGCAUCUUGUCCUUGAUCGAGUCAAAUCCUUAAUAAACCCUCUCCUCACUCUGUUUUACAACGUUUGUGGUCAUGGCGGAUCAUCGCUCUCAUCGAAGCAAAACGACGUGGUGCAGCCUCGUAUUAUGGUCAUGGAUGUUGGUGGCGCACAGUGCAGCCGCGAGGCCCAACCGGAGGGAGUGGGACUCGGUCAUAAAGUUACCGACUGAACCGGUUGAUGCUGAUGCGGAUGAAGUGGGAACGCGAUGGGCUGUUCUGGUUGCCGGUUCCAACGGCUAUGGAAAUUACAGGCAUCAAGCAGAUGUGUGCCAUGCAUACCAGUUGCUGAUAAAAGGUGGACUCAAAGAGGAGAACAUUGUGGUGUUUAUGUACGAUGACAUAGCUACCAACGAGUUGAAUCCUAGACCUGGAAUCAUCAUUAACCAUCCCCAGGGACAAGAUGUGUAUGCUGGUGUUCCUAAGGAUUACACUGGUGAUGAAGUGACAUCGCAGAACCUCUUCGCGGUAAUUCUUGGGGACAAGAGUAAAGUUAAGGGAGGAAGUGGCAAGGUGAUCGAUAGUAAACCUGAAGACAGAAUAUUUAUAUAUUACUCUGAUCACGGUGGUCCGGGAGUUCUUGGGAUGCCAAACAUGCCAUACCUCUAUGCCAUGGAUUUUAUUGACGUUUUGAAGAAGAAACAUGCAUCUGGAGGCUACAAGGAGAUGGUUAUAUACGUGGAAGCUUGUGAAAGUGGAAGCAUGUUUGAGGGUAUAAUGCCCAAUGAUCUGAACAUUUACAUCACAACUGCAUCGAAUGCUCAAGAGAAUAGUUGGGGAACUUAUUGUCCAGGAAUGGAACCUUCUCCACCUCCAGAGUACAUCACUUGCCUAGGGGAUUUGUACAGCGUUGCUUGGAUGGAAGACAGUGAAACUCACAAUCUAAAAAGAGAAUCCGUGAAACAACAAUACUAUUCGGUUAAGAAACGCACUUCAAAUUUUAACAACUAUGCGAUGGGUUCUCAUGUGAUGCAAUAUGGAGAUACAAACAUCACAGGUGAAAAGCUUUAUUUAUACCAAGGUUUUGAUCCCGACACUGUGAACUUUCCUCCACACAACGGCGAGCUAGAAACUAAAAUGGAAGUUGUUAACCAGAGAGAUGCAGAGCUUAUCUUUAUGUGGCAAAUGUAUCAGAGAUCAAACCAUCAUCCAGAAAAGAAGACAGAUAUCCUGAAACAAAUUGCGGAGACAGUGAAGCAUAGGAAACACUUGGAUGGUAGCAUGGAUUUGAUUGGUCUUUUACUGUACGGACCAGGAAAAGGUUCUUCUAUUCUACAAUCCGUGAGGGCCCCUGGUCUACCCCUUGUUGAUGACUGGAUAUGCUUAAAAUCAAUGGUGCGUGUGUUUGAAACACACUGUGGGUCACUGACUCAGUAUGGCAUGAAACACAUGCGAGCAUUCGCCAACAUUUGCAACAGUGGCGUUUCUGAGGCCUCCAUGGAAGAGGCUAGUGUGGCAGCCUGUGGUGGCUAUGAUGCUGGGCUAUUACAUCCAUCAAACAGAGGCUAUAGUGCUUGAUUUUGGGUUCUAACACAAAGCCUUAAAAGCCCGUUUGAUAAUGUAAUACCCUGAAUUGCAUUGUUCCCUACUGUUUGUGUCAAAUUUGUUUUUGGUAUAACUAGACCAGUCGAAUAGCAUACCAAAGUGUUAUACGUUCGUGCAUUAGUCAUGUACAUAUGUGUAAUACCUUUUACCUUUUUAUAAGAUAAAUUAGUUUAUUAACAUCCAUUUGGGAUGAAAAUCUUAUGUCUCCCAAGUCUGUCAUCAAUUCCUCACGUCAGUUAAAAAAAUAUUAACGGAGUAGUUUCACUUCACCUCACAACGGAUUACCAGAGAAUGAAUAUGUUUGGAAAUGUUUCUUCCA